UACAAUUUUCCUGCUCAGCGGGAAGGCAAAAAGCCCCCGUCGUCGGUUCCCCCUCUCGGAAGCCAUUUUUCGCCUCCCUACAGUACUGAAUCCCCGCCCAACCAAACCCACCCUGCGUACGAUCUCUUCCCUGCACCUUCGAUUUCAUCGAGAAUGUCCCUACUCGAAUAGCCGCAUAAAGGAGCGGCAAGCACCUCUUCGUCCGCUCCAUGGGGAAGCGGCGGCCCGUGAUCGUGCUCUCCUCCUCCUCCUCCUCCUCCUCGGAGAAUGAGGACGGCCAACGUGACUCAGCCGGCGGAGGUCGCCGAGCCUCGAGGUCGAGACUUGGAAAGCUUCCCGUUUCGAGGAAGAAGGUCUGCCGGGGGAGGGCGAAGAAGGAUCGCUUUUCCGGCGAAGCAACGUUGAAGGUGAAGGCUGAAUUUGAUAUGCUUUCUGAAAAUUUUUCUGAAUGCCUUCAUGACUUUAGCUUGACGCAAGGAUUUUUGUGUAAUGCAAAAGAGCUAUGGGUUGAUAAACAUAAGCCUACUUCCUUGGCCGAACUUGCUGUUCACAAGAAGAAGGUUGAAGAAGUCAGACGAUGGUUGGAAGAACGGGUGAAGAUAUCAAAGCAAGGAUCUAGGAACUGCACUCUUCUUCUCACUGGGCAAGCUGGAGUUGGAAAGUCUGCAACUAUUCGUACACUUGCCUCAGAACUUGAUGCUGUGCUGUAUGAAUGGAAAGCUCCUAUUCCCACGCUUUGGCAGGAGCAUUUACAUAAUAAUGUAAAUUCAGGACUACGAUAUGUCUCCAAAUUGGAAGAAUUUGAGAACUUUGUCGAAAGCAUAAGGAAAUUUCCAUUGCUUCCUGCAACAAGAAUGGCAGAUUCAGGAAAGCCUAUUAUACUGUUAAUUGACGACAUACCUUUCACGAAUGGACGGGUUGGUUUUGCAAGAUUAAACAGGUGCUUAACAGACUUUACUUGCUGGACUCAAGUUCCAACUGUUAUCCUGAUUACUCACUACUGCAAACCCAAGUCUAUUGAUGACAUGAAAUAUGAAGAACUUGAAUUAUCUCUUGAAAGAGCUGGCGCUCAUAAGGUGGCUUUCAAGCCGAUCACUGCAAAUUCUAUCAAGAGAACUCUUCUUAGAGUUUGCAAAGAAGAGAAAUGUGAUGUGACUACUGAGUCAAUUGAUCUUAUAGCAAAAGCCAGUGGAGGUGACAUCAGAAAUGCAAUAGCAUCAUUGCAGUACUAUUGUCUUAAGCCAGAGAACUUAGUUUCUGCAGUGAGACUAGGAUCCACACACUCAGAAUCAAAUUCUUGUGAUCCUUGUUCAUUGUUGGAUGCAAGGCAGGAAGAUAACAGUCUCAAUUGUACAAUCUCUCUUCCAUUUGGAAGGGAUGAAACACUUUCAUUAUUUCAUGCCCUGGGAAAGUUUCUUCACAACAAGAGGGAGACAUGCAAGAGUGCUGAAGUUGAAUCAGAUUUGUUCAUUCUGCAAGAAAGACUUAGAAGAAAUCAGCUGAAAAUGGAUUCUCCAGAAAAAGUUCUUUCUCAGGUGGAUGGGCAAACACAGACUGUUAUCGAUUUUCUCUUUGAAAAUGUUCUUGAUUUCAUAAAUGAUGAAGCUGUUGAUGAUGCGGGACUUGUGGCUUCCUAUUUAAGUGAUGCAGAUUGCCUUCUUUGUGGUGGUGUACAACCAUCAUUGCAUAGGGUGACAGGUGAGAGGCAUAAAACAGAAAGUUUAACGCAAUCAAUUGCUGUUUCAGUUGCUGCACGUGGAGUACUCUUUGGAAAUUCACAGCCUUCUUCAAGGUGGCAUCCUAUCCGUAGUCCAAGAAUUUGGCAAAUUGAACAAUCUUUACGAUAUAGUGAGCAAGUUUCCUUCGUUAUAAAGGGCACAGGGACGGAAGAUGAGAAUAGGUAUGCAGAGAAAGACAACGGAGGGGUGAUGAAAAUUGGAAGAACAUUGUUUGGACUUAACAUUCUGCGGUGGAGAGGGGUGACCAGCUCUCCGUUUGGUGCCCGUUUAGAUGCAUGAACAUGUUCCUUGGCAUAUCUCUUUUGUUUCGCGGAGGGGUGUGUGGUAACCAGUCUAUCAUGAUGUCUACAACUUCACAGCUUAUGCAGUUCCCAUGUCAUUCUUUUUGGAAUAUUGUAAAUCAUCUUUGUUGGUGAAAUACAUUCCUGAAAAUCAUUAUCAUGAGGACCUUUCAAUAGAUUGUUUGAUAUUUUAAUGUCAAAAGAAAAUCUCCAGACGGUCGGAGUCAUCAAUAAAUAACUUGUUCCGACAUCCAGAAAGGCCUUUUAUAUGUAUUGGUAUAUAAUUUUGCGAAGUAGUGAGAAUUUGGUUCAGUUCUCACUAUUGGAGUGUCAGUUGUCCCACGAGAAAAUGUCUAUUUUCCUUUCUCACCUUGUUAACUUAUCUUGAAAUUGCUAUAUCAUAUCUGAAAUGAGAUUUUUCCCUUUAUUUUUCUUUUUCUUCUUUUUCUUCAUUAACUUCAAUGAGUACAUCUAAUUUUAGAUUAUUCUUUAGCAACCUCAUGAUGCUGACUGUUGAGGAAAUAUGGCCAGGAUAAUGAUUAACCAAGCAUCCAUCAGUUUUUUUUUUCAUUCUGCAACUAGGCCUAAUUAUUGUCUCUCUUAGUUAGCCUUUAUGGAACUUUUGAUGUUGUCUUUAUACGACU
Messenger RNA from Ananas comosus (pineapple), 2664 nucleotides. RefSeq names its product cell cycle checkpoint protein RAD17. Gene Ontology annotation, molecular function: chromatin binding. Bases 210 to 2018 code for a protein of 602 amino acids. The transcript is spliced from 12 exons. The record is from RefSeq and is a predicted model, not a curated record. Lineage: Eukaryota; Viridiplantae; Streptophyta; Magnoliopsida; Poales; Bromeliaceae. Gene Ontology annotation, biological process: DNA damage checkpoint signaling; mitotic DNA replication checkpoint signaling; DNA repair.